Spea bombifrons (plains spadefoot toad) is the source of this 2496-nucleotide messenger RNA. Its product is annotated as extracellular calcium-sensing receptor-like. Gene Ontology annotation, molecular function: G protein-coupled receptor activity. The record is from RefSeq and is a predicted model, not a curated record. The transcript has 8 exons. Gene Ontology annotation, biological process: G protein-coupled receptor signaling pathway. Gene Ontology annotation, cellular component: membrane. Bases 1 to 2496 code for a protein of 831 amino acids. NCBI's taxonomy places the organism in Eukaryota, Metazoa, Chordata, Amphibia, Anura, Pelobatidae.
AUGGGUAUAAAUGCCAGCAAGAUGUGCCGAGGUGUAUUCCAGUCCUUUUUUAAGAAGAGAUCUCUCAUACAGCUAACGAUGAAGUUCCCUAAGCCCCCCAACGGCCUUCGGGGGCCAGUAGGCUGCGUUGGCACAGGGCUUCUCUAUAAAUCCAGCAUGUCUGAUGCCUCACGGAAGACCAAGGACGUCUUAUCGGUAAUUUGGCAAAUCUUCCUGUCUCAGCUCAUUCAUGCAUUUUACUCCAAAGAGCAUCCGUGUAGCCUCCAUGUACCAGAGCUUACAGGAAUGAUCCAGCCUGGGGAUGUGAUGAUUGGAGUCUUGUUGCCGUUACAUCUUGACAGGGUCCAUCGAGAUGACUUCUUGACAGAUAGACCACCGCGCACCACAUGUACAAUGUUCCAUUUCGAAAGCUAUCAGCAGCUUCAAGCUAUGAGAUACGCUGUAGAGGAGAUCAACGCAAAUCCAAAUAUUCUCCCCAACGUUACUCUUGGGUUCCAAGCAUACGAUUCUUGUGAUAAUAUGAAACUCGAUUUAGGAGGGGCUCUACAAGUGCUGACGGGAUAUGACAGAGUAAUCCCCAAUUACAGAUGUCUUAGACACGUUCCUCUCAGCUCCAUAAUUGGACCAGCUAUCUCCACCCAUUCAAUCCUCCUCGCUCACAUUUUAGGGGUCUAUAAUUAUCCGCAGAUCAGCCAUUUCUCAACCAGUUCCCUGCUGAGUGACCGGACUCAGUUUCCCUCUUUCUUCAGGACCGUCCCCAGCGAUACCUUCCAGUCUAAGGGACUUGCUUAUCUAGUGUUGCAUUUAGGUUGGACCUGGAUUGGACUAUUAGCUGCAGACACUGAUUAUGGCCAGCAGGGGAUUCAGCUAGUCAGACAAGAGUUAAUCAAGGCUGGAGCGUGCGUGGCCUUCAGUGAGAACAUACUUACAAACCAUCCAGAUCGUAAUGCUCAUCAUAUAGUCAAGGUGAUGAAGGCAUCAUCAGCAACGGUGGUGGUAGUCUACGCAACGGAUGUUGAUUUGUUUCCUGUUCUGGAUGAGAUGUUGAGACAGAAUGUGACACAGAAGACAUUAGUUGCCAGUGAAGCUUGGUCCACAUCCACCCUAGACCCCCAGGGAAGAUUUUCGACUCUGCUUUCUGGAACCAUAGGUCUAGCCCUUCACAGCGGGACAAUUCCAGGACUAAGGGAGUUCCUCAACAAGAUCCAUCCUUCUAUGUCACUGGGAAGAAAUUGGCUGCUGUACUAUAUGAAUAAGGUCAGAGUCACACUGAGCAGCGGUCCAGAAAUCUACUUUGACAAAAAUGGAGACCCUCCUGCUGUCUACGACAUUGUGAACUGGCAGUUGAGCUCGAAUGGGGCCAUAAGAUAUGUCAAGGUGGGCCGGUAUGACACGUCCUCCGCCCAAAUCUUCAGCAUAAACACAAGUGCUGUGCUGUGGAAGUCUGGAAAUCAACAGGUCCCCACCUCAGUCUGUAGUCAGAGUUGCCCCCCAGGUUUCUGGAAGGUAGUUAGAAGAGGAGAACCUGUCUGCUGCUUCCAGUGUCUUCCCUGUCCUCAAGGGGAGAUCUCCAACCGCACAGACUCCAUCGAUUGUAUUAAAUGUCCAUGGGACACAUGGCCAAAUCCACAGAAAUCCGUAUGUCUUCCAAAACCCAUAGAGUAUCUGUCCUAUGAAGACCCACUGGGGAGAACACUGGCUUCUACAAGCAUCAUUUCCUCUUUGGUUCCAUAUUUUACUUUAAAGCUCUUCAUACGGUUUAGAAUGACACCAAUUGUGAAAGCCAACAACUACUCCCUCAGUUGUCUUCUUCUGGUGUCUCUGUCCUUCUGCUUCCUCUGCUCCUUGGCUUUUAUUGGUUACCCUCAACCAGAAAAAUGUCUGCUGCGUCAAGUUGCAUUUGGGAUGGUCUUUACUCUUUGCAUUUCUUGCAUUUUGGCAAAAACAAUUAUGGUAGUGUUUGCUUUUAUGGCCACCAAACCUGGUAGUGCUCUCAAAAAGUGGACAAGUUCUUUGGUGUCCUACUUGAUCAUUUCUACCUGUUCUUUUCUACAGUUUAUUUUGUGUGUCACUUGGUUGUCCACUGCCCCUCCCUUUCCAGAACAGGACCUUGAAUCCCAACCUAGGGUUAUAAUUCUUGGGUGUAAUGAGGGUUCACUGACGGCUUUCUGGUGCAUGUUGGGAUAUCUUGGUCUCCUGGCCUUCAUCAGUUUCAUUGUUGCUUUUCUGGCCAGGAGACUUCCUGAUAACUUUAAUGAGGCCAAGUUUAUCACAUUUAGCAUGUUGGCCUUUCUCAGUGUCUGGGUGUCUUUUAUCCCAGCCUCCCUCAGUGCUGAAGGCAGAUAUACAGUGGCUAUGGAAGUAUUUGCCAUCCUGGCUUCCAGCUGGGCCCUUCUUGUCUGUAUGUUUGCUCCAAAAUGUUUUAUUAUAUUAUUCAGACCUCGAAUGAACUCUAGAGAAAACAUCAUUAAGAAAUUCCAGAGUCCCGUUGGAUAA